CAUGGCCCGUCCAAGGAAGGCCAUUCCUGGUCAACAAAGCAGCUGCUUGCAUCCUCAACCAUCCUGAUGGAGAGAUCAUCAUGAACUCGCGCCAUCUGAGCCCCAGUGGAUUUGACACCCCCUAGCUCGUUAUAAUUUAGUGUAGUGUAGAUUAACAUAUACUAUGUUUGGGAUACUGCAUGACAGAUCGAUCCCGACGGGUGCAAUAAUGCUGCUCGGUAUAUUACCUAUCGUGCCUCAGCUGUUUCCUUGUCUAGAUUUUUCUGAAAUUCUUUUUGGCGUUUUCGACAUCCUUUCUGCAGCAUCCCUCGGCAUACCGCUCUCUUGGUUUGUUCCUCCUCACAUACAGAGUAUACCCGACUUUCUAUACCCAUCGACGCCCUGUUUUGUUUCUUGCUGCAGCUUAUACAUUACAUCCCGAGGAGCCUCGUCUUAUGAAAGCCCGAGUUCGUCUUCAGCCACUCGAGCAGCCAGCAAUACCACGUUAUCAAGAAUCUUUUUGCGUACCUCGACCAGUGAAUCUUUCUGGGCGUCUUUUCACUGUUGUUGGCUAGCUGGCGUCGUUCAUUCGAUUGUAGGCCGACAUAGAGUACAUCGCUACACCUAUUAAUCAUCCAUCCAUCCAUCCAUCCGUUCAUUUCUUCCAUUUCGUGUUCACCAUCCCCUGUUCAUGGGGCUUCGCUUUAUUGCUCGAGAGUUUUAUUCGAGAGUUUAAUGAGACAUUGGACCUGCAUACAGUACUCGUGAAUAUCCGCCUACACGCCGAGGCGCAUUAUCACAACUUGGCCUGGCAACGUCG
Messenger RNA from Xylaria bambusicola, 799 nucleotides. RefSeq lists its product as uncharacterized. The transcript has 2 exons. The record is from RefSeq and is a predicted model, not a curated record. Bases 164 to 610 code for a protein of 148 amino acids. NCBI's taxonomy places the organism in Eukaryota, Fungi, Ascomycota, Sordariomycetes, Xylariales, Xylariaceae.